Molecule: messenger RNA, 1353 nt
Organism: Neomonachus schauinslandi (Hawaiian monk seal)
Lineage: Eukaryota; Metazoa; Chordata; Mammalia; Carnivora; Phocidae
Gene: SFN
Product: stratifin
Exons: 1
Coding region: 114-860 (248 amino acids)
Biological process (GO): signal transduction
Cellular component (GO): cytoplasm
Molecular function (GO): protein kinase binding
Source: RefSeq, a predicted model, not a curated record
UCUCUGGGGCCAGGCCAUCCAGCCAAAAGGCAGGCCGAGAGCCGGAGAGGCACAGAAUCCGGCACUGGUUUCAAGGCAGCCAGCUAGCCCGCCGCCUGUCUGUCACCAGAGCCAUGGAGAGAGCCAGUCUGAUCCAGAAGGCCAAGUUGGCAGAGCAGGCUGAACGCUAUGAGGACAUGGCAGCCUUCAUGAAGAGCGCCGUGGAAAAGGGUGAGGAGCUGUCCUGCGAAGAGCGGAACUUGCUCUCAGUGGCCUACAAGAAUGUGGUGGGUGGCCAGAGGGCUGCCUGGAGGGUCCUGUCCAGUAUCGAGCAGAAGGGCAAUGAAGAGAGCUCGGAAGAGAAGGGCCCCGAGGUGCGAGAGUACCGGGAGAAGGUGGAGACCGAGCUCCGGGGCGUGUGUGACACGGUGCUGGGCCUGCUGGACACCCACCUCAUCAAGGAGGCCGGUGAUGCGGAAAGUCGGGUCUUCUACCUGAAAAUGAAGGGCGACUACUACCGCUACCUGGCUGAGGUGGCCACUGGUGACGACAAGAAGCGCAUCAUUGACUCAGCCAGGUCGGCCUACCAGGAGGCCAUGGACAUCAGCAAGAAGGAGAUGCCACCCACCAACCCCAUCCGCCUGGGCCUGGCCCUGAACUUUUCUGUCUUCCACUACGAGAUCGCCAACAGCCCCGAGGAGGCCAUCUCACUGGCCAAGACCACCUUCGACGAGGCCAUGGCGGACCUGCACACCCUCAGCGAGGACUCCUACAAAGACAGCACCCUCAUCAUGCAGCUGCUGCGAGACAACCUGACGCUGUGGACCGCCGACAGCGCCGGGGAAGAGGCCGGCGAGGCUCCCGAGGAGCCCCAGAGCUGAGCCGCGGCCGCCCCCUCCCUGCCGCGCCAGGCCCUCUCCAGCACCCCGCCCGUGGCAGAGAGGACUAGUAUAGGGUGGGAGCCCCGACCCUUCUCCCCCAACGCUCUGCCCCCCCGCUCACAAAAGCUCCGAGGAGAGGGACCAGCAGAGCCAGGGGGGCCGGCUCUUCCUGCAGCUGCCGGCGCUCCUCACCGGUGGUCAGCCCCCCACCCCUGCUCUCUGCACCCCUCCUCCAAACCCCACCGCCAACCGGGCCACCUCUAACUCCUCUUGCCUCCCUCCCGCCCCCGUGUGCCCCUGAAUCUUAGGAAUUGAGGAGUGUCCCACCCUUGCGGCUGAGAGCGGGACUGUGUGGCAGAGUCUGGAAAUGAGUGAGAGACUGAGAGCGAGUGAGAGCGAGUGAGAGCUAGCGCGGAGGACCCAGGAUGACAGGGAAUGCGUGUCUGCUGGCUGUGACCCUGUUUCCUCUCAAUAAAGUUCCCCUGUGACACUC